AUGAAUGAAGCCUCUGAUCGCCCUCUGCUGGACAGAGAGGAAAGCAGCAGGUGGCGACGGUCCCCACUUGCAGAACCUACCUCCCCGAGCACUUCCCGGCGGAAAACAAACCGCAAGAAGCACGUGGUCUUCCGAGACUGCCGCAUUGAGAAGAAGCAGAUCCGCGUGCGGGACCUAGGCCUGGGCUUCGACUCGGACGAGAUCGUACUGUUCAAGUACUGCGUCGGCACGUGCCAGGGUGCACGGGGCAACUACGACCUGGCCCUCAAGGCCAUGAUAGAGAACGGCAGCAUGUCCCAUAGGAAGGUCAGCACCCAGCCCUGCUGCCGCCCCACCCGCUACGAAACCGUGUCUUUCAUGGAUGCUCAGACUAUUUGGCAGACCAUCCGGAGGCUCUCAGCAGCCAAUUGCAGCUGUGUGGGUUGAGG
Messenger RNA from Gadus chalcogrammus (walleye pollock), 428 nucleotides. Its product is annotated as artemin. The record is from RefSeq and is a predicted model, not a curated record. Gene Ontology annotation, molecular function: receptor tyrosine kinase binding; glial cell-derived neurotrophic factor receptor binding; growth factor activity. The coding region runs from base 1 to 426 and encodes 141 amino acids. NCBI's taxonomy places the organism in Eukaryota, Metazoa, Chordata, Actinopteri, Gadiformes, Gadidae. The transcript has 2 exons.